AUGGUGGAAACGAGACGCUUCUGGUGGAUUUCUCAAAAGGAGAAAAGCCAAUCGAGCCCUCAUCGUGGACGUUCUCAUCGUAUCAAUCGGGUUGAGGAGACGGCGCCGAUCUCAUUUCCAGACUUGACUUCUGCUGGAAAUUGUCAUGCAGAGUGUAAUGGAGGUUGCACUGAAUCGAACUCGGCAACAUCGUGUUUCGCAUGUAAACAUCUGACUCAAACACUCCGAAACAAGGGUGGAAGUGGAUUCAAAUGUGUUCAGAAAUGUGAUGAUACGUACUAUUUGGAUGGGGACAAGUGCAAAAUGUGCUCAUCGCACUGUCAUACUUGUACCAAAUCCGAGGUCUGCGAAACGUGCCCAGGAAGUCUUCUCCUCAUCGAUGUCGACAAUAUGCCUCACUACGAUCAUGGAAAGUGUGUAGAGUCGUGUCCGCCCGGUCUCGUUGCUGAUUACGAAUCAAAUCUUGUCCAAGCGAAAUGCAUCUGGCGAAAAGACCUCUGUGGCGAUGGAUAUUAUAUCAACGCGAUCGGAAAAUGCGACUUGUGUGAUUCGGCGUGUGAAACGUGCACCGCCCCCGGACCGAUGAGUUGUGAAAAGUGUGCGACUGGAUAUGGAAAAGGGUCUAUUGGUUACUGUAGACCGUGUUGUACUCCAGGAACCGGAAAGAGCUGGCAGUGUGAAGACUGCUCCAAACCGGAUCCAUCUCUAGAGACAUCUAAAUCAUCCACCGGAUACGGAUGGAUGUUCUGGAUUUCUGUUUUAUCGAUUGCGGCUUGCGGAUUCUGUGCUUGUAGGAAGUGUGCCAAUGAAGUGAAGGGAUCGAGUGUCGAAUACGCGCCACUUUCCCACUACAAUGCCACCAAUGGCGCUGUGAAUUUAGGUGUGAAUUCUGAUGACGACGACGAUGAAGAGGAAGACGAUGUGUUUGUGAAUGUUCCAACUUCUCAAGCUGUCUAG
This is a messenger RNA of Caenorhabditis remanei, 957 nucleotides long. RefSeq lists its product as uncharacterized. Bases 1 to 957 code for a protein of 318 amino acids. The record is from RefSeq and is a predicted model, not a curated record. Lineage: Eukaryota; Metazoa; Nematoda; Chromadorea; Rhabditida; Rhabditidae. The transcript has 7 exons.